CCGAUGAUUCCGAGUCAACGACAAAACCUUGUUAGAAUCUUGCGAGUUUGCACAAAGAAUGGGCUUUCUGAUCAAGGGGGUCAAGUUCAUGGUUUUCUUCUCAAAUCUGGAUCUGGGUUGGAUAUGUAUAUGAGCAAUUAUCUCAUUGACAUGUAUUGUAAAUGCAGAGAACCCUUCAUUGCUUAUAAGGUGUUCGACAAUAUGCCGGAGAGAAAUGUUGUUUCAUGGACGGCUCUCAUGAGCGGACAUGUAUAUAAUGGUGACCUUACGGGAUCUUUAUCUCUCUUCACCGAAAUGAGGCGUCAGGGUGUUAACCCAAAUGAGUUCACUUUCUCGACGAAUCUUAAAGCUUGUGGUUUGCUUAACGCACUCGAAAAGGGAUUGCAGAUCCAUGGGUUUUGUUUGAAGAUUGGUUUUGAAAUGAUGGUCGAGGUGGGGAAUUCUUUGGUUGACCUGUAUUCAAAAUGUGGAAGAGUCAACGAAGCUGAGAAAGUGUUUCAUUGGAUGGUGGAUAAGAGUCUUAUAAGCUGGAACGCGAUGAUAGCUGGAUAUGUACAAGCGGGGUAUGGUAGCAGAGCUUUGGCUACGUUUCGUAUGAUGCAAGGCACAAAGAUAAGGGAAAUGCCGGACGAGUUCACAUUGACGAGUUUGUUGAAAGCUUGUAGUAGCAUUGGUAUGAUUCAAGGGGGAAAACAGAUACAUGGUUUUCUAAUCAGGAGUGGGUUCCCUUGUUCAAGUUCCGCAACCAUCACCGGUUCUCUCGUUGAUUUGUAUGUCAAGUGUGGAAAUCUCUUUGGUGCUCGGAAAGCUUUCGAUCAAAUCAAGGAAAAGACAAUGAUCUCAUGGAGUUCAUUGAUUCUUGGAUAUGCUCAAGAGGGCGACUUUGUGGAGGCGAUGGGUUUGUUUAGACGACUACGGGAGCUAAACUCUCAGACCGACAGUUUUGUUCUUUCUAGUAUCAUCGGAGUCUUUGCUGAUUUUGCACUCUUGCGGCAAGGGAAGCAAAUGCAAGCACUCGCUGUUAAACUCCCGUCUGGGUUAGAAACAUCUGUUUCAAAUUCAGUGGUGGACAUGUAUCUCAAGUGUGGAUUAGUUGAUGAGGCUGAGAAAUGCUUCGACGAAAUGCAGUCGAGAGAUGUGAUCUCCUGGACAGUAAUGAUCACUGGCUACGGGAAGCAUGGGCUUGGCAAGAAAGCAGUUUGUGUUUUUAACAAAAUGUUGAGACAUAACAUUGAACCUGAUGAUGUAUGCUACCUAGCAGUACUCUCAGCUUGUAGCCAUUCUGGUCUGGUCAAAGAAGGGGAAGAACUUUUUUCGAAGUUACUAGAGACAAGAGGAAUCAAACCUAGGGUAGAACACUACGCGUGUGUUGUUGAUCUAUUAGGACGAGCUGGUCGUUUGAAGGAAGCAAAACAUCUGAUUGACACAAUGCCUGUUAAACCAAAUGUUGGAAUAUGGCAAACACUUCUCAGCGGCUGUCGAUUACACGGAGACAUCAAACUAGGGGAUGAAGUAGGUAAGAUUCUAUUGAGGAUCGAUGGAAAAAAUCCUGCAAAUUACGUGAUAGUGUCCAACCUUUAUGGAGAAGCUGGUUAUUGGCACGAACAUGGGAAGGCGCGAGAGCUUGGGAAGAUAAAAGGGUUGAAGAAAGAAGCUGGUUUGAGCUGGGUAGAGAUUGAGAGAGAGAUGCAUUUCUUCCGUAGCGGAGAUUAUUCACAUCCCCUGACUUUUAGGAUCCAAGUAACUUUGAAAGAUGUUGAAAGAAGAAUGAGAGAAGAAUUGGGAUAUGUUUACGGCCUAAACCAAGAAUUACAUGAUAUAGAUGAUGAGUCGAAGGAAGAGAACCUUAGAGCUCACAGCGAGAAGCUAGCGAUUGGUCUGGCAUUGGUAUCAGGCGACUUAAACCAGAAAGAAAAGACAAUAAGAGUGUUCAAGAACUUGAGGGUAUGCGUAGAUUGUCAUGAGUUCAUCAAGGGGUUGUCUAAGAUCAUGAAGGUAGCUUUUGUUGUGAGAGAUGCUGUUCGAUUUCACAGUUUUGAAAAUGGUCGUUGUUCUUGUGGGGAUUACUGGUGAAAUUACUUCCACUUCCACUAAGAGGCGCCAAGCUAGAAGGAGCAAUGCUCAGGAGCUUCUGUUCAAGAACAGGAUCAAAGGGCAUAAAUAACUCAAGUAAAGUUUUAAAUACGACAGAGUUUUAGAGUAUCAGAAUGAUAGCUCUUUCUCUAAGACACUGGGAAGAAGACAAUGUGAUGUGGUGAUCAGGUUUUGCAGAUUCA
Messenger RNA from Eutrema salsugineum, 2276 nucleotides. RefSeq names its product putative pentatricopeptide repeat-containing protein At3g15130. Bases 4 to 2073 code for a protein of 689 amino acids. NCBI's taxonomy places the organism in Eukaryota, Viridiplantae, Streptophyta, Magnoliopsida, Brassicales, Brassicaceae. Gene Ontology annotation, molecular function: RNA binding; protein binding; zinc ion binding. Gene Ontology annotation, biological process: RNA modification. The transcript has a single exon. The record is from RefSeq and is a predicted model, not a curated record.